Molecule: messenger RNA, 1194 nt
Organism: Trichobilharzia regenti
Lineage: Eukaryota; Metazoa; Platyhelminthes; Trematoda; Strigeidida; Schistosomatidae
Source: the annotation of a GenBank genome assembly
AUGGAUGAUUUAUUAAUUAUGAGUUCUAUGUUUUCAAGAGAAAUUCAUUCGAAAUAUUUCGCUUCCCGAUUAAUUCUCGGAAUUGUAGUUUUCCUGUGGUCUAUCGCCUCCGCUGUUGCAUUUACACUGUUUUAUAUGCUAUACAAAUGGAUAUCGCUGAUUAUGACAGUUAUGAUUACAACUUUAAUUAUCGUGGCGGCUUUGAAGCUGCCAACUUUAAAUGAAAAGACUCUGAUAUUAUCCAUUCUGCCAACAGUUCUAUUUGGUUAUUUUUAGUCAUAGUAAGUUCGUGAUUAUAUCAGUAUUUUGAAUUCUGUUUUCCUCGAAAUCACAGCUGUUCGAUGAAGAUAAGUUACUGUAGGGUAUAUCUACAAUGCCUAUAAAGCUACAAAUGAACUUAAAUAAUUUUUUUCAAUUCAUUAGAAUGUGGGACAAACGAAUAUGUGACUAGAUUCGACUUAUCAUUACUGAGAUUAUCACUUUCAAAUUAUUUGCUUGAAGGCAACUAAUAAUGGCAUAUUUGACACAAACUUCAGGUGGGAAAUCUCGGCAAGAUAUGAACUAAUUAUCUCAGUGCAUAUAUAUAUAUAUAUAUCCGAGUACCACAAAAUCACUAUAGACUUCAAAAUACUGUUAGCUUUGUGUACACUUCACUUGGUGAAUACGUUAAUAAGGUCAGCACGUUAGAAAUAAGACUUACGUGAUGUACAAUAAUGAUUUCUGCAUAGCUACAAAUACUUGUAUUUCUGUUCUCUGUCCCAAUCAUUUUCGUUUCUUCACCUUUUAGCUAAUGUUUAUCUUCGUCAGUCUUCGAAAGUCGAUAAUAGCAUUUUUCACAGCCGAUUCCGCAGAAUUUAUUAUAUCUUUCUUUGUUUGGUUUUUAUUCAUUUGCCAAUUCACACAAACAUAUGCAACUUUCAAAUUAGACAAGGUUCAAAACUGAUGUAAUAAAAUAUAAUGAAAAAUAAUUUUUCCAACAAUCAAUUUACCCUUUAUUCAUUUUUCUUGCGUUAAACUACACCGUUUCUAACAGUUAACAAGAUAUUAUUACUGCAAAUAAAUUUAUUGUUUUUGGUAUUAUAGCUUGACUUCACACAGUAAAAUUAUGAAGUUCUCAACAUAUGAUAUCGGUAGCCUAAAUAGGACUGACCGAUCAUAGAUAUCAGGUGUGCGUCAGCCGAAAAUUAAAUCCCC